UAAUUUUGUUUUAUUAUUCUCUUCCUUCACUCAACUCAUUUUUCUUUGCUGUUUCCCAAUUGGGUUUUUUCGUCACUCUUCAAGUCUUUGUGUUUUCAUGGUUUAGCUUGGAUUCUGAGUGGAUCUACUUUGAUUUUACUGUCAAAGUUCAGAGGUUUGGUUUCACAUUUAGAGGAGGUCCUGUUUCUGAUCAUCUGAAGUGUGCUUCUGUUGGUGUUUGGUUGCUUGAAGACCGAUUUUUCUGCAGAUUUUGGAAAGUACAAAGAUGGGUUCUUUUUGCUGCUGUCCAUGUAUUGAUGAAUUGGAAGAGUACACUAUUCCAAGCGGUUCAUUAUAUCGUCACUGCAUUUGCCUAAGGUUUUUCUUCCACCAGCUCUUCAAUGGGUAUGGUGCAGUGUUUAACAGACUUGAAGGCCGAUCUAUACUGUCAUCAAACCAAGGAGCUACAUCUUUGGCAUCACCAGGAAUUGCAAUCGCUUUACCUGAUAAUUCUCCCAAUGAGUCUCACCUCUCAUUGUCCAGAUCAAUUCCUUAUGAUAGUGAACAGAGAUACACCCGCUUGCAGCGUGAUGGCUUGGUCUCUAGGCGAGACAAGUCAGUGAUUCAUUUUCAAGAAGAUACACAACCACCAAGAAGAAAUAUGAGCAGUUCUGGUACAGAAUCACUGGGUUUUGGGAAGAAACAGAGUGGAGUUGAGUUUGAUGAAGAUUCUAAACUUAUCCAUUCUGAGUCCUCAGAGAAAACUUUAGCAACUAAAUUUGUAUUUGGUGAUUAUCUGGAAACAUCUGCUGAAGAUGAAGAUGUCUGCCCUACUUGUCUUGAUGAAUAUACUCCAGAAAAUCCUAAAAUCACAACAAGGUGUUCCCACCAUUUUCAUCUGGGUUGUAUUUAUGAAUGGCUGGAAAGGAGUGAAAGCUGUCCAAUAUGUGGCAAGGAGAUGGAAUUCUGUGAAAGCCCUUAACCAUUGUUCACGCACAAAGCUAUGGAGCUACUACAUAUAUAGAGCGGCCAAUAGAAUCUGUUAAUAAAAACCCGGUUCUUGUUUUAGACAUUCUCAUGCAGAGGAAAGCGAUUUUCCCUUGUACUAGCUCCUACUUCUUAAUAGCUAUUACACAGUAUGUAAUGGUUAUAUGUACAUCCUAACUUUUAGUUUUUAGACCUAACAGUCAAGGUCAUCCUAUAUCAACUGAUUGUAAUAUAAUCGCUUUGGAAUCAUAUUGAUGAUGCUAGAAAUCAGUAGUUGUUCAAGUUUGCAGUUCA
Mangifera indica (mango) is the source of this 1260-nucleotide messenger RNA. Its product is annotated as E3 ubiquitin-protein ligase At3g02290-like. The record is from RefSeq and is a predicted model, not a curated record. The transcript has 5 exons. Bases 266 to 961 code for a protein of 231 amino acids. Lineage: Eukaryota; Viridiplantae; Streptophyta; Magnoliopsida; Sapindales; Anacardiaceae. Gene Ontology annotation, molecular function: ubiquitin-protein transferase activity.